ACCCCUCCAAGGAGACGCGGCACUUCAGAGACCUGGACCAAGAGCAACACGGCGGCUUCUGCCAGGUCGGUGCUGUCAGGAGCAGGUGGCAACAGUCUCACCCCACAACGUGUCGCAUCGGACAGCCGGGAAGGUGAACGUGUGCGUGGCUGGCGAGAUGAUCAAAAGGCGCGUGCAAACUGCUGGCAGCUCCAUACUUCUAUGGCCAUGGAGAAAAGGACAGCCAUGCAGCUCUCGCGGUCACCGGAGAUGCUCCCAGAACAGGCAGGGCUAGGCAGAGGAGUUGAGAAGGACAAGGAUCCAGGCACGGAGCUGGGCCGGGGCUUUGUGCCGGGGGGGCACUGCCGGGAGACUCUGCCUGCAUCUGCUGCGGCUCGGAGGCUAACUUUAGGGCUUUUGCUGACCACGCUGUUCCAGCAGCUUUGUGCAAAGCAGGGAAAAGCCCCAAAAGGGGAAAUGAGCAGGGAAGUGAAACCCAGCAGCUUCUGCCCUGGACCUGCAAGAGCCCCCAGCGGAUCUCCCCCUCCCCACUCUCCUCUUCCUUCCUCCUCUCCGGGGAAGGCUGAGAGCCAGCAGAGCCACCUGCCUGGAAAGCUCCAGCCGCUGCUUCGGGAGAGAGGCAAAAUGGGUGGCAGCUUCUGGCUGGUGGCCGGCGCCCUGGCCACGAUCCUGGGCACUGUCCUUCCUCAGGAGAACAUGUGCCGAGCGCCAGAUGGCAAAGACGGCUACCCAGGAGUCCCUGGCCUGGACGGGAGGCCAGGCCAGAAAGGUGACAUUGGAGCCCCAGGGCUGCCAGGAAGAAGGACCGGGAUCAAGGGAGCCAAAGGGGAUGCUGGGGAACCUGGGCUGCCUGGAAACCCAGGGAGCCAGGGCUACCGAGGCCUGAACGGCCCCCCUGGACUUGCAGGCGAGCCAGGGCAGCCGGGCACCAAGGGCAAGGUGGGCAAUAUCCGGGACCAGAGACGCCCAGCCUUCUCCGCCUCCAGGAAGAGCCCGCCAUCCCAUGGGAACACCGUGGUCUUCGACAACGUCAUCACCGACCAGGAUCGCAACUACAACGCACAGACAGGGCGCUUCACCUGCACCACCCCGGGCUACUACUACUUCACCUUCCAGGUGAUCUCCAACGGGAACCUGUGUCUCAGCCUGGUCAAGGGUGGCACCAAGGUGGUCAGCUUCUGUGACAACAACAGCCGCGGCCUGCUACAGGUGAACUCGGGGGGCAGCGUGCUCAGCCUGGUGGCGCAGGACCAGGUCUGGAUUGAGAGCGACCCGCACAACGGGAACCGGGUGUUCGACAGCGCCGAGGCCGACAGUGUCUUUAGCGGCUUCAUGGUGUUCCCGCAGAGGGAGUGAUGGACUGCCCCCACACUGCUACCUAGCCCCCACCCACGCAGCUUCAUCAAGCCCCCUGCAAUAGCAAAGAAACCCAGGUCUUAGCAAGAAACUGCAGCUUAGUGCCCUGGCCUGAGGGCACCACGCACGUGCGUAUUUGUGGGAGAGAGGAACGUGCAAGGAGAGGGACAGGGGAGUCUGGACAGACGCCUGCUGCCCCCCCUUGGUUGGGGGUCACCGUAUAACUUAGCAGCCGAAUGCGGGGCUGUGCGAAGCGUGGCCAAAGCCGUGCCCGCCCGCCUGGCAGCAGAGCUCAGUGCCCGGGCACACCGCAUGGGGUGGGAGGAUGCAAGGUGCCUGCUGGGUGGGGAUGCUGAUGGGGACAGGCUGAGCUCCCAAGGGCCUGUUUGGCAAUACUGUGCUGCUACAAUAGGUUGCUAAAGCACCCAGCUGGGAGGGGCAAGAGGCCAGGUCCUGCUCCACUGACGUCAAAGGACCCCGGCUUUGGUCCUACGUGCUUGCCAUGCCUGGCAGAUUCAGAGCCGUGCCAUCGCAUGCGAUGGGAUGGCUCGGGUGCGAGUCAGAAAGCCUCCCAUGCUUAGCACUGCCCCGUUGCGGUCCUUAAAGAUUUUUCUUUCUAAUUGGCAAGAACCAGGGGCCACGGCAUGGGGCAAUGGGCAGCUAAUGCUUUAAGCCACAUGGAUCAGCAUCCCAGCCGUAAGGGCCACGCGGGGCCCUUGAAGGACCAGCGAGCUGGUCAGCUGGCUCCGUUGCUCAUCCCCGUGUCAGGACUCAGCCCCGGGCUCCAGCAGACAGACUUGGCAGGUGUCUUGCACUUGACCCAAGUUUUGUUCCCAAGUCUACCAUGGCAAAUCUAGAGUCACCCCAUUGACACCAGUGGAUUUACUCCAGAUUUAUACUGGCGGUGAGGGAGGAGACUUUUCCCUUAACCCCUCAUUGACCACAGAGGUACAUACGUGACAGCGCAGGAUGCAGCUAUGCCACUACCCCCGGGCUGUUGUCGGGGCUUUCUGCCAAUGUGUAGUAGCCAUGAGACGGGCUCCACAUACGUGGCAAUAAUCCUGCACCUGCUGCAGCAGACAGCAGCCAGGAUAGGACCUCACGUACUACAGCACCUGUCUCCUUUGGUACCACCGUGCCUACCCUACCCAUCUCUCUCACACACUCACGCACCUUAGUGCACAGAGCCCUGGGAUGGAGCAAGAGCCCAUUUCAUCCCCUGUCCCGACCUGGGUUAGAAGUGCUGAGCAGGUGAGACCCCCAAAUGUGCUGCCCAGAGCUUCAUCACGGGAACGACUCAUCUCCCAGCUGCUGCUUCACAGCCACGGGUCUGAGUGCAUAUCUCCAUGGGUGGCUCCGGGGAAAGCGCUGUCCCUAAUGUGGACGUGGUUGGCUAAGGAAGCCGUGCCAGGGGGUACGGGGCAGUGACAGACACGGGCUAUCUUUGCUGGGAGGCCGGGUGCUCCGGGCUCAGGGGCUUGCAAUCCCAGCUAGCAGCCUGGGAAGCAGCAUCUAAUCCUCCCGCCAGCACCCCUGCAUCUCCACAUGUGGCAUGCAGUGCUGAUGGGCACGUGCCAGCUGCAGGACAGCAGCAGCAAGGGCCUUGCUAGGGGUCAGUGGCACACAAAACCCCUGGCAGCUGUCCUGCAUCUCCCCCAUGGAAAGAGGGCUUUCACGUAGUACCGCACGCUGUGUCCAGGCCUCAUCCCCUUCCCUGGAGACAGCAUGUUCCUCCGUAACAGUGCAGGGAUGCUUGGCUCUCCCAGGUGUGAGAGCGACCCGCAUCCUCCCCGUGCUCUGAGACACAGUGCCAAACAGGAUCAGCUGUCACCAGUGCCAUCGUCCAGCCUUUAUUCUCUGGAAGGGACUUGCUGGAGAGGCUGACUCCCGCUGUAUGAAGCCUUGCAGACGAGGAGCUGGCUCCAGCCGCUCCUGCCUUUCACACCCUUCCAAUGAACACAGACAAAUAAAUGUCCCCUUGCUGGCUUGCUUUUCCA
Molecule: messenger RNA, 3353 nt
Organism: Gavialis gangeticus (Gharial)
Lineage: Eukaryota; Metazoa; Chordata; Crocodylia; Gavialidae
Gene: C1QA
Product: complement C1q A chain
Exons: 3
Coding region: 202-1356 (384 amino acids)
Molecular function (GO): protein binding
Source: RefSeq, a predicted model, not a curated record